UGUACCAUGUUUGAUUUGUCCCUGAUACCUUUGGAGUUUUUCUGAGAAAUGGAGCAGUAAUACAGCAUCAACUUAUUAAAAUACAUUUUAAGCCUUUUAAUUUUCUGUGCUAUUUUUGAAAGGGAAUGGAGGGAGGGGAGUUCUGUCCCGAGAUAAUCAUAGGUUCCAUAAGGAUAAUCCUUUAUCACCUUUUGCUCAAAAGUAUGGAUAUCCAUUUAGGCAAACUUGGGAGGUUGGAUGCAUACUAUGGCUUAUGUGGUUGACAAAGAUUGGUGCUAUUGGUAUACAGAAGCAAUCAGGAUGAGCAGAAAGCUGCUGCUUGAAAGGAAGAAAAUGAGCUGGAAGAACUGGGAUACCUUCACUGAGCUGAAGGGGUCUUGAAAUUGGGAUUCAUUUCUGAGCAGCUGCUGGUAUGUCAGAGGCUUGGAAUUGGCCUGGUAAAUCUAAAACUGUCUCAGCAGUGAUUAGCUGACCUCACCCAAGUUCCAGGUCCUAGUCUGCCUGAUCCUUUUUUCUUGAGCCCCAGAGCUAAAAUGCUCCUGAGCGUGCUCCUAUUGGUCGAGAAGGCCAACUAAAGUUCCCUUGCCCAUGUUAGGAGGUGUACGCCUCCUGAACUAAAGAUAGAAACAGCUGGCCCUUGCAAACAGCUAAAAGCCUCCAGACUAAGAGGUGUUCCCCACUCGGCAGCCAGACUCCUUGAGAUACCCUUUCAGUAACAAUACCAACGGCCUCCAUGUCUCUACUCUGCCAUAACAAAGGCUGUGGGCAGCACUUUGACCCCAAUGCCAACCUUCCUGAUUCCUGUUGCCAUCACCCUGGGGUCCCAAUCUUCCACGAUGCACUUAAGGGUUGGUCCUGCUGCCGGAAGCGAACUGUAGAUUUCUCUGAGUUCUUAAACAUCAAGGGCUGUACUGUGGGACCACACUGUGCUGAGAAGCUCCCUGAGGCCCCUCAACCUGAGGUGCCUGCCACAAGCAGUUCACUUCAGGAGCAAAAACCUCUGAAUACGAUUCCAAAGUCAGCAGAGACUUUGCGUCGGGAGAGGCCCAAGUCAGAUUUCCCUCCAAAGCUGCUUCCACUAAAUAUAUCCCAAGCACUGGAAAUGGCAUUGGAACAGAAGGAAUUGGAUCAGGAACCUGGAACAGGACUUGACAGUAGUCUGAUCCGGACUGGUUCCAGCUGCCAGAAUCCAGGAUGUGAUGCUAUUUACCAAAGCCCUGAGAGUGAUGCUACUCCAUGUACUUACCACCCAGGAGCACCUCGAUUCCAUGAGGGGAUGAAGUCUUGGAGCUGUUGUGGUAUCCAGACCCUGGAUUUUGGGGCAUUCCUGGCACAGCCAGGAUGCAGAGUUGGUAGGCAUGACUGGGGGAAGCAGCUGCCAGCAUCUUGCCGUCAUGAUUGGCAUCAGACAGAGUCCUUAGUAGUGGUGACUGUAUACGGCCAGAUUCCACUUCCUGCGUUCAACUGGGUGAAGGCCAGUCAAACUGAGCUUCAUGUCCACAUUGUCUUUGAUGGUAACCGUGUGUUCCAGGCACAGAUGAAGCUCUGGGGGGGGACCAGCAACUACCCAGAAUUCCUGGAGAGGAUGAAGUGUGGUGUGGCUGAUGUAGAGCCUUCUAAUGCUACAGCCCUUUUGCUACCAAGAAGGAAGUCAAAUUUAUGAUGAAGCUCACACUUUGGAAGACAGAUCUGACAGAAGGACAUUAGAUCCUUGGUGAUACUUUUGAUCCAUGGAAUCAAAUCAACUGCAAAGUUCUCUCAUCUGCUGGAAUUUGCAUUUGUAUGAACCAAUAAAUUCUCUUUAUUGUUUAAGCCUAUUAGAGUUAGGUUUUCUGUUACCACUAAAAAGGCAUAUGUACUUUAAAAGUUUUUGAUAAGUUGCCUUCCAAAAGUUAUACCAAUUUAUAAUGCCAGCAACAUAGUACAAGAGUGUCUGUUUUGCCCCACUCUUGCCAAAACAAUGUAUUGUCAAAUUUUUUGAUAUUACCAUUUUUACUGGAAAUGAGUGUUAUUGUGCUUUUAACACAGUCUUUUUAUCAUGAGUAAGGUUACGCAUCUUUCUAAUGUUUCAAAGUCGCACGUAUUUCCUUUGUGUGUCUGUGAAUAUAGGUGUAUAUUGCUCAUGUCCUCUGCCUAGUUUUCUAUUUCUCUUUUUCUUAUUGCUUUGUAGAAGCUUUUUGUAUACUAAAUAGAAAAUCAGGCCUUUGUCAGAUGGGUUGUAAUGUAUUUUAAGAGUUUCUCGUUUGGCUUUUGAUUUUACCUUUAUUUUCUAUUUUUUUAAUUUGCAUUUUUUUCUAUGCAGCAUUUUACUCCCGUGCC
This is a messenger RNA of Mustela erminea (ermine), 2319 nucleotides long. RefSeq names its product integrin subunit beta 1 binding protein 2 (gene ITGB1BP2). The transcript is spliced from 12 exons. The record is from RefSeq and is a predicted model, not a curated record. Bases 734 to 1663 code for a protein of 309 amino acids. NCBI's taxonomy places the organism in Eukaryota, Metazoa, Chordata, Mammalia, Carnivora, Mustelidae.